This is a messenger RNA of Branchiostoma floridae (Florida lancelet), 2005 nucleotides long. RefSeq lists its product as uncharacterized. The transcript is spliced from 2 exons. Gene Ontology annotation, molecular function: ubiquitin protein ligase activity; translation repressor activity. Gene Ontology annotation, biological process: protein polyubiquitination; proteasome-mediated ubiquitin-dependent protein catabolic process; negative regulation of translation. The record is from RefSeq and is a predicted model, not a curated record. NCBI's taxonomy places the organism in Eukaryota, Metazoa, Chordata, Leptocardii, Amphioxiformes, Branchiostomatidae. Bases 247 to 933 code for a protein of 228 amino acids.
CCAAUCAAAAGACGAGAAAACGACUUGAGGUUGGACAUAUUUUUGGAAUCACACAACUGUUCAAAGGAGCUGGGUUCUGCGAAAGAAGACGGAAGCGCAGGUACCGCAACGAUAGCUGGGAAAAUCACAUUCGGGCAAAGAGGAUCAGGGCCCGGGGAGUUCAACUGGCCUAGCGACCUCGUCGUGUCGCCUAGCAACGAGAUUUUCGUGACUGACGUGUACAACAAACGGGUCCAGGUCUUCAGCAUGUCGGGCGUCUUUCUGCGCAUGUUUCCCGCGGUCAUUUCCGGUACAGAAAACCAGUUAAUGAAUCCAUAUUACAUCACCAUGGAUUCUGAGGGAGAUCUAUGGGUUAUAGGCCGCCAUGUCAUUGACGUGAAUAGAUAUUUCAUCAUGCAGUACACAGCGUGCGGUUGUGUCAAACUCGGGUUCACGGCAAACGAGCCAGGCCUGAAGUUCUUUGGUAUCGCCGUAGACAGAAGGAGCGACAACAUUAUCGUUACAGGGUUCAACACAUGGUCAACUAUUGCCGUUCUGCGGCCUGAUGGCGCCGUAUUGCACGUGGUUCAUCUGGAGCAGAACGGGCAUUUUGAUUCCGUCUCUGUUGACGACGAAGGACGCAUUUUUGCUGUACAUAGUGACUACGUAUACGUCUUCAACUCCUCCCUAGGCUUCUUGUUCAGGUUUAAAGGGAUAAUUGCUGUAGAUGUACCAGGCCGGUGGGCUCUGGGUGGAAUCUGUGCCACCAGCUCGGGGUAUAUCCUCAUUACCUACCCGGGAAGCAACGUAGUGAAGAUGUUGACGCGGCGGGGGGAGUUUGUCCGGGACGUCACCACUGGGGUUACUAUGGUCGGCACUGCUAUUGCCACGGGCCCUGAUGGGCAGGUGGUUCUCGUCGACUAUGAUAGUGUUGUCAUUUUGCCACACUACUGAUUGGGAUGUCCCUGCAGCUAUUCUUCGCGUGUCAGCUGGAUUAAAAAAAAUCUAGAAAGAGAAGAAUAUGAUAGAAUAGGGACAAAUGAUUUGCCAUGGGAUUUCAGUCAGUCUUUUUACAGAGCACUCCUAGGCUUUUGUUCCUAAUUUGGCCAAAGCCCGCUAUUCCUAUUCCACCAGUCUGGAGUCUGGUAGAGACUAGCUUUCCACGAGCGCUUGCGAUUAUUGUAGGGGAAACGCUGAUACGCGUGCGAUUCUGACAUACAUAAUUUACAAGAUAUGGGCCGGGCUCUUAUGCCCACAUACUUAGCUGUAUUGUUCGAUUUUGUUACAAAGGCCAAUGGGUCCAUUCUUGAUAUGAUUCUUUGUAUGUUACGAAUAAAAGUUCAAAACUUGAACUAUGCGGCCCCAGAUGUCUUUCUGAGGGACUACUGCAGUGUGCAAGAUGUCGGUAGCUUGAGGGAUGAAUCUUCUCUACUAUUUACUUAGCUGUAUUUGUUAGUCGUCUCAACAGGUUGUUAUGAGUUGGAUAACUACAUUACUUUGCUGUAAGUAUUAGCGCUAGUAAUUUGUGCAAUAUGUGAUGUAUCACUAACAUCGGAUAUCAGUUUUUGUGACAUGGAAGUAAUAAUGUUACCGAAGUAGAUGUAGUGCCAAAAUAUUUAACAGAAAAUCAAUAAAACUUGAGCUUGUGUUUUGUUCGAUUUUGUUAUAAAGGUCAACGAGUCCAUACUUGAUAUGAUUCUGUGUAUGUUGUGAACAGAUGAUGAACAUUUAUGAAUAUUGUAAGUUGCAUUGCAGCAUUGCACUACUACAACACAACUGAGGGUUACUGUCUUUACUUUAACAUUAUAUUGCUGUAAACGGUACCUGACAAUAGCUGCAAUUGUAUUGAUAUCUUUCAUGACGUAAAUAAAUUGAUAUAUCCAUAUAUAAUUUCAGGUAUAUGUAAAAAUACUGACUAUGUGUAAGUCUAUAAAGCAAAAUGUCAAACACUGCAGUGCUAUAUCGCUACUUUUUUGUGUAGGUAAAAAUGUCAUUCAAAGGCUCAGAAUCGUGCCAUAUUCAGAGA